UCAAUUUUAAAGUCUUUGCUUUCUAUAGAUCAUAUUUACCAAACCCAACUAAACAAAUGUAUAUUUUCACUACACUGAAAACGAAGUGUUCCUCCUUGCUCCAAUUAUUCCUCGGAUUGGCUCUUCUGUUGGGCGUAUCCAAAUCCGAUCCGGAUCCACUUCAAGAUUACUGUAUUGCAAAUAAUAAAAGUCCACAGUCUUUCUUUGCAUCUAGUACACCCUGCAUUGACCCAAAUCAAGCAGUGGUUUCCCACUUUGUCACCUCCAUUUUAUCCGAGCCCGGAAAUACGAGUGGCAAUCUGUUCGGGUCCAGUAGAACACUGACCAACACUGUUAAUUUUCCUGGGCUCAACACCAUGGGCCUAGCCAUGGCUCGACUCGACCUAGCGGCCGGUGGCAUCAUCCCGCCUCACAUGCACCCACGAGCUUCGGAAGUAACCAUUUGCCUCAAAGGUCCACUUACUGUGGGCUUUGUCGACUCCUCCGACCGCCUAUUUAUGCAAAUAUUACAGCCCGGUGACUCAUUUGUCUUUCCUAAGGGUUUGAUCCAUUUUCUCUAUAAUCCAAACUCAAAGACCCCGGCACUAACCUUGUCUGGGCUCAAUAGCCAGAGCCCUGGUUUUCAUCUAACAUCAGUAGCCACAUUUGCAUCCAAACCUGAAAUUCCUGAUGAGGUAUUGAAGAAGGCAUUUCAAAUUAAUGACCAAGAUGUCAAAAGGAUUCGCAAUAACCUCAAAGAGGUUGACUAUGCUUGCUUAUGCAAAUAAGAUGCUUGCUCACAAGGUCAUAUGUAUUGAGAGGGUCAUUAGAAACCCCCACUUGUUUCACAUAAAAUGGAUUAUUAUCCAACUCUCAUAUUAUAAUCCUAUUGUUUUCAAUAAAAAAUUACCCAAUCUUUGACACAUUCUGGUAGAUCCUAUUAUUACCUGCGGAUCUUGUUCCCU
Messenger RNA from Carya illinoinensis, 944 nucleotides. Its product is annotated as germin-like protein subfamily 1 member 1. Bases 57 to 767 code for a protein of 236 amino acids. The record is from RefSeq and is a predicted model, not a curated record. NCBI's taxonomy places the organism in Eukaryota, Viridiplantae, Streptophyta, Magnoliopsida, Fagales, Juglandaceae. The transcript has a single exon. Gene Ontology annotation, molecular function: manganese ion binding. Gene Ontology annotation, cellular component: cell wall.